This is a messenger RNA of Drosophila eugracilis, 1501 nucleotides long. RefSeq lists its product as uncharacterized. NCBI's taxonomy places the organism in Eukaryota, Metazoa, Arthropoda, Insecta, Diptera, Drosophilidae. The record is from RefSeq and is a predicted model, not a curated record. Bases 86 to 1396 code for a protein of 436 amino acids. The transcript is spliced from 4 exons.
CUCAAAAUCGUAUUGAACAAACAAACUGAACGAAAAUUUCGAUAUUUUGUUAUAAAUAUUUUUUGUUGCAACGCCAGUCGUGGUCAUGAGCGCCAGAGAUCACCAGUAUGGUUCGGUUGUGCGUGCCACAGUCGUGGCACGGUCGAAUAGACCGAUCGUUAACCGCAUGUUGCGCUCCGCCCGUCUCGAUUCCACGGUGGGUCAAUUGGCCAAACCAGUUAGGGAAAAGAGGACGGAGGUGAAGCUGCAGCUAAUGCAGAAGGAACGCUCCUCCAGCACUGGGAUGAGUGGCUUCUCCAAGCUGUCUAGCCGCGAAGGGCUAAAAGGCAAGGCAUACUGGGACGCGGCCAUUCAGGAUGUGGAGUUUGCAGCCGCCUGUCGCUUCCAGCCCCGCAUUCCCGUCAUCGAUUAUUCCCUUGUUCUGCCACCUCGUUUGCGGGAGAGGGUGAAACGCAUACAGAACUAUGACUAUUCCAAGUCGGAUGACGACAUCUACAUACGGGAUGAGAUGCAGGAGGUCCGGCCGGAGGACUAUAUGAGUGCCGAGAGUUCUGAGAAGAGCGAGGAAGAGGAGGACACUGUGCUUCCUAGUCGGAAGAAGGUGGAGGAGUACUUCAAUGAGACCGACCAUUCGGACAUUGUGCGCAUGGAGCACGAGUUUGAGAAGUUCGACCUGAAGCUGGAUGAGCCCGUGGGACACACUCAUCGCACUGUGGACAAGACCAGCUGGUACGCCAAGUUCCUUUGCGCUCCGCGGGAUAAAAGGGUCAGCUGGCAGAGCCGUGUCGAACAUCCUGGACAGAACUACUCCAUGGUGACUCUGGACGAGCAGGCUGAGAAUCUCAUGGAUGCGUCGGCGGAACGUUUUGUGGAAUGGCUCAACUCCUUUGGCACCUUGGAGAGCAAUCUGACUCCGGAGAAGGUCAAAAACCUAUUCUCCAUCAAGGGCGAUCGCACACUGUUGGCCUCGGUGAAGACAGAUCCCAAGGAAGUGAAUGCCAUAGCCCAGACUGUGGCCGAUAAAUGGAACAAGCCGCAUAUGGCCAUUGAGCUGAAGUACGAGAAGCACAUCAAUGACCACGCUGCUCGGGUGAAUCAGAAGCCACUGCUAAGUGCCUUUGGACGCACUGUUCCGCUAAAGGAUCGCCCCUGGUUGAAACGAUCGAGUGAUACGUCUAUCAAGACCGUCUAUCCGGAGGAUUUGCUGACCCGCGAAAAGAUCUUCAAGGGCAUCACCCAUCUGCGAAGCACCACUGCCCUAAUUGACUUCUAUCUAGCCCAUCCGGAGCUGGAGCGUCCACAGUAUCUGCUGCAGAGCGGCGACUUCGAGCAGUCCAGCACCAGUGAAUCUGUGAUUGAGGUUCCGCUUUACGAACUUCUUGGAUUGCGUUAUUGAGUAAUCUCAUUUUGGCCAUGUUAAAAUUUCCCUUUUUUUUUUGGAGAAAUACGUACAAAUCUACACUGUGAAAAAUCAUGAGAAAAUAAAUUAUAAUUGCUGUAA